Molecule: messenger RNA, 1134 nt
Organism: Eruca vesicaria subsp. sativa (arugula)
Lineage: Eukaryota; Viridiplantae; Streptophyta; Magnoliopsida; Brassicales; Brassicaceae
Source: the annotation of a GenBank genome assembly
AUGAGCAACGACAAGGACAACAACUUCAACAUGUCCGGUCUCACCUCCGCUCUUAACGAGGAUGAUCGUGCUGGGCUUGUUAAUGCUCUUAAGGACAAGUUGCAGAAUUUGGCUGGACAACACUCUGAUGUUCUUGAGAACUUGACUCCCACUGUCAGGAAGCGAGUUGAGGUUCUAAGAGAGAUUCAGAACCAACAUAAUGAAAUUGAAGCCAAGUUUUUCGAGGAGAGGGCAGCGCUAGAAGCCAAAUAUCAAAAGUUGUAUCAGCCUUUUUAUACCAAGAGAUAUGAGAUUGUGAACGGUGUGGUUGAAGUUGAAGGUGCACCUGAAGAAGUAAAAACAGAACAGGGAGAAGAUAAAGCUGCUGAAGAGAAAGGAGUACCAGAUUUCUGGCUUAUUGCACUGAAGAACAAUGAAAUAACUGCUGAGGAGAUAACUGAGAGAGAUGAAGGUGCUCUUAAGUAUCUUAAGGAUAUCAAGUGGAACAGGGUUGAAGAGCCAAAAGGGUUCAAGCUUGAGUUUUUCUUUAAUGAGAACCCUUACUUCAAGAACACUGUCUUGACCAAGACAUAUCACAUGAUUGAUGAAGAUGAGCCUAUCCUCGAGAAGGCCAUCGGGACGGAGAUUGAAUGGUAUCCUGGAAAAUGUUUGACUCAAAAGAUCCUUAAAAAGAAGCCAAAGAAGGGAUCCAAAAACACAAAACCGAUCACUAAGACUGAGGACUGUGAGAGUUUCUUCAACUUCUUCAAUCCACCUCAAGUUCCUGAGGACGACAAUGAUCUUGAUGAUGAAUUGGCUGAAGAACUCCAGGCCAAAAUGGAGCAUGAUUAUGAUAUCGGAUCAACCAUUAAAGAGAAAAUCAUAUCGCAUGCUGUGUCAUGGUUUACUGGUGAAGCUGUUGACGUAGAUGACCUUGAGAUGGAAGACGAUGAUGAGAUUGAUGAAGAUGAUGAUGAGGAGGACAAGGAAGAUGAUGAUGAGGAGGACGAGGAUGAUGAUGAUGAUGAUGAUGAUGAUGAUGAAGAAGAAGAAGAAGAAGAGCAAGGAAAGAAGAGCAGAAAGAAGAAGUCUGGAAGAAGUCAGCUUGCGGAAGGUCAACAAGGUGAGAGGCCACCGGAGUGUAAGCAGCAGUGA